AUGAAUAGCUCUUUUCCUUAUGCCAUUCCCAAGCUUUCGAAACAAAAUUAUGGGCAAUGGUGCAUUCGCAUGAAGGCAUUGCUUGGCUCACAAGACGUGUGGGAAGUUGUUCAAAAAGGCUAUGAUGAACCGGAGGAUGAAGCGGCUUUGAAUCAAAAUCAAAAGAACGCGUUGAACAAGCUUCGUAAAGGUGAUCAACAUGCCCUCUCUAUUAUUCACAUGGGCUUGGAUGAAGCCAUGUUCGAGAAAGUUGCUUCCGCAUCAAAGGCCAAAGAAGCCUGGGAUAUUUUAGAAAAUAAUUUCAAAGGAAUUGACAAGGUGAAGAGGGUACGUCUUCAAUCUCUACGUGGUGAGUUCGAAUCUCUACAUAUGACGGGGUCCGAAUCCGUUUUUGAUUUCUUCACUAGAGUAUCCUCCGUAACCAAUCAAAUGAGGCAAUAUGGCGAAAAUAUUGACGAUGUUCGUGUUAUUGAAAAGAUUCUUAGAUCGCUUGACUCAAAGCUCGAUCUUGUUGGUGUUGCCAUUGAGGAAUCCAAUGACUUGGAGACUAUGACCCUUGAUCAGCUCAUGGGGUCAUUGCAAGCAUAUGAAAAAAGAUUAAAGAAGAAGGGAGAGACGGCGACCCAAGUACUCCAAACUAAGGUCUCUUUGAGAGAUCAAAUGAAAAAGCAAGAAUGGUCUCAUGGGAGAGGUCAAAAUCGUGGCCGUGAUCGUGGUCAUGGUCAUGGCCGUGGAGGAAACUUUGGUCGUGGUCGUGGUCAUGGAAGGAGCGGAGAUCAACAUUCCAUCAAUGAAAGGUCAAGCUUUCAAACAAGAGGACGUGGAAAUUAUGGCUACAAUAGAGGUGAAAGGAGAAGGUAUGAUAAAGCUAAUAUUCAAUGUUAUUCCUGUCACAAAUUUGGGCACUAUGCUAAUGAAUGUAGGAGUGCCACUACAAACAAUGAAGUGAAGGUCAAUUAUAUUGAACUUAAAGAAGAAGAAGACGAAACACUGUUGUUAUUGGCAACAAAUGAAGAAAGAGAGAAAGGAGCAUGGUAUCUUGAUACCGGUGCCGCAAAUCACAUGAGUGGCAACAUAGAGUCAUUCUCAACUCUUAAUGAGGCGGUGAAUGGCAACAUCAUCUUUGGAGAUAAUACUAAAGCCCCAAUCAAAGGAAAAGGUGAUGUCUUAAUCCGUGCUAAAAAUGGAAGUCAUCUUUUGAUAUCUCAAGUUUAUUAUGUUCUUACUUUGAAGUCUAAUAUUCUAAGUUUGGGACAAUUACUUGAGAUGGGAUAUGAUAUUCACUUGAAAGAUCGUUGCCUUCUUUUGAGAGAUGAUUCUCAUAAGUUGAUAGCAAAGGUGCUUGAAGAGUUGUGUUGA
Molecule: messenger RNA, 1359 nt
Organism: Syzygium oleosum
Lineage: Eukaryota; Viridiplantae; Streptophyta; Magnoliopsida; Myrtales; Myrtaceae
Exons: 2
Coding region: 1-1359 (452 amino acids)
Molecular function (GO): nucleic acid binding; zinc ion binding
Source: RefSeq, a predicted model, not a curated record